Cavenderia fasciculata is the source of this 1422-nucleotide messenger RNA. RefSeq lists its product as uncharacterized. Gene Ontology annotation, molecular function: protein binding. Lineage: Eukaryota; Evosea; Eumycetozoa; Acytosteliales; Cavenderiaceae. Bases 1 to 1422 code for a protein of 473 amino acids. The transcript is spliced from 4 exons. The record is from RefSeq and is a predicted model, not a curated record.
AUGACAACAACAAACAUAUUUCUAGAGAUAUUUAGAAACAAGGUGAUUCGAAAUCGAAUCUUUAACGAUAUAUCUUGGUUGACUAGUAGGUUGGGAGAGACAUCUGAACCAUUCGAAGCGGUACCUAAAUAUGCAAAGGGACGAGACUUGAUACUCGAGUCAUUAGACACCAAGAAAGAAGAGCGGUUGGCAAUGGUCGGAGAGUAUGCGUUGCCUUGGGACUUUAUCAAGCACUAUCUACCAGAUGCAAAGAGUGUAUACUAUCUCUACAGACUCAAAUCGAUCAAUCGAUACUGUCUGCACAGAAACGCCACUCUCCACACACUCAAACAUUUGGUCGAAUGGUCACGUGACUGUUUUCUACCCAAGGAUUGGAUGCUAGACGAAGUUGCACGAAAUGGGAACCUAGAUAUUAUACAAUACAUUAUUAAAGAGUUCCCAGAGGACGUUCAACUCACCGCAAAGGCAAUUGACAAUGCUAGUGGUGCAGGCCACUUGCACAUAGUUGAUUGGCUACAUGUAAAUAGAUCGGAAGGGUGUACAAGUCAAGCCAUGGCAUUGGCCGCCAAGUACGGCAGAUUAGAAAUAAUAGAAUGGUUACAUAAAAAUAGAACUGAAGGUUGUACUGUGGAUGCAAUGGAUUGGGCUGCAGAAGGAGGACAUCUUUCUAUAGUAUCAUACCUUCAUAAUAAUAGAAGUGAAGGGUGCACAAAAUGGGCGAUGGAUAAAGCCGCGGAAUUUGGUAGAAUGGAUGUAUUACAAUGGUUACAUAAUAAUAGAAGCGAGGGGUGUACAACUGAUGCGAUGGACUGGUCAAGUGAAAAAGGAAGACUGGCAAUCGUGUCGUGGCUACACCAUAAUCGGAGAGAAGGGUGCACAACUGAAGCUAUGGACAUGGCGGCGAUGAAUGGCCACAUCUCGGUUGUAUCCUUUCUUCAUCAGAAUCGUACAGAGGGGUGCACUUCUCGAGCCAUGGACUGCGCCGCUAUGAAUGGCCACAUCUCGGUCGUAUCCUUUCUCUACCAACAUCGUACUGAAGGGUGUUCAAGCUUUGCCAUCAAUGUCGCUAGAUCUAAUGGAUAUUUAGAUGUUGUAUCUUUUCUUCAACACGCUUAUCCUCCAGAAGAUCAAGAUGGAAACGAUAAUAAUAAUGAAAAUAAUAAUAACGAUAAUAAUAAUAUUGAUCAAUCCACCUUGAUUGAUCCCUCAUCCUCAUCUUCUUUCACUUUACAAAAUAAUACAUUUACAAAUACCAAUUUUAAUUUCAACGCAGUAAAAGGUUUCUAUGAAAGUGGAAGUGGAAGUGGAGCAAAUUUAUCUUGUUUGAUGAAUCCUCCAUCUACAGUUUAUAUAUUGGAGAUGUCAAAGAAUGAUGAUGAUGAUGAGGCACAGGGGCUGUGGGAUGACACUGCAAGUUACUAA